This is a messenger RNA of Microthlaspi erraticum, 1035 nucleotides long. The record is from the annotation of a GenBank genome assembly. NCBI's taxonomy places the organism in Eukaryota, Viridiplantae, Streptophyta, Magnoliopsida, Brassicales, Brassicaceae.
AUGGAAGAGGAUCUUGGGGUUGCAGAGAAGUUUGUCUCGAACAAAGAUGAUAAACCUAUUUCACAUAGGAAUCUCUGUGAAUCUGAACCUCCUGAUAUAGGUGAUUGGUUUUCGAGCUAUAUCUAUGAAUCACCGGUCCUGGAUACAAGUGAUUGUUUUGAGUUGUCGUCGAUUCCUGAGGAAAGGGAACGUGUCAAGGAGACGCAAACAGAAGAAGAGACAACAACUAUUACAGAUUUCACUCAAUCACAGUCUCUUCUUCUUUCGGAGCCUCCUCAUGUCAGAAACUGGUUUUCAAGCUAUGAGUAUCAGUCUCCUCAGCUUACAGAACUUGAUGAAUUAAUCAUUGACGAGAGUGACACAGAGGAAGAAAAUGCGUGUGGUAUUUUUCGAAAAACUAAGAGCAAGCAAGAGACUACUAUUGCUAAGGAGGUGUCCUCAGACAGUGCAUAUUCAGACCAAGAAAUGGAAAAGAAAAUAUCAUUUGGGUCGAUGAAACAAGAAUCAAGCUUCAAGCAGGAUCCAUUAUUCUGUGAACCAAGGUUCAACCCCAGAUACAAGCCAAAACAACAGUCACUCUCAACUCACGAAGCUUCUUUACAAGAGCUGGGACCAAAACAUAUCCAAGAAACCAAUCCCAGCAGACAAAAUUCUCCCAAGGCUUGUCUAGAAGAAAACUUGGAGUCAGUAGAGAAAGUUUCAGAUGACAAGGAAAAUGUUGAGGAAAAAAGCACUGGCAAUGGAUUUGUGACGAUGAAAAAGAAGACGAGAUUCAGAGAAUCAAGAGACUACCAGAUGAAACCAAAUAGAGGAGUUAUGGUGGAGGGUUGGAGAAGUAGAGAGUUAAAGAUGAUCGACAGAGAGGAAGAUGAAGAAAGAAAGAGGAAGAGAAGAGUUUUGGGGGAAAUGUCCAACCUCCAGUUCUCUGGAGCAGAGGAGAUUGCAGGGAAAUGGCGUUGCCCUCAGAAAAACAAAGUUAAAUCAGGUCCGCCAUUGAAGCAGCUUCGACUUGAUGCAUGGAUACAUAAAGUAUGA